UACUUCAGUUUAAGUUGUGCUGUGGAAUGAAAUGGCGACCACGAACAGUCUCGACGAUAUUUUGUCAACAGAAAUCGACGAGAAUGCUGUUAAUGCUUUAGUUGGGUCUUUGGAGUCACAGCUAGCCUCCACAACACAUAAGGACACUGCACAUUCUAUUUCUGAUGCUUCUAUGAACAAUAAUCAUAUAAGCAAUGCUAAUGCUCCGGUAGCAUGUACUUCAACUGUGUAUUUACAUAGCAUCCCAACACCAGCUUCGAAGAAUAUGACAAUUCAAAAUAAUGUAGCAUUAAAUAAUGCAAACAUAUCUCAUCUAAAAGUAUCUCACACUGAUUCUCAGUUACUAGGUUUAAAUUCUAUUGUGUCAAAUGUAAAUUCCAUUUCUAGUGAAGGAGGUGGUUUAUCAGUUAAUGCCAAUAAUAUCAAUAGGAACUCGCCAGUGCCUGUGAAUCAUGUAAGAAUUGUUUCUCAAUCACCAACCAUUACAAACUCGCGGAAUUCACCCUCACCAUCAGUUCAAGGACAACUUAACAGUGUCAGUGUCGCAAAUGUACGCUCAUCAACGCCAAAUCAAGUUGUGAUAAACAAUGGACAAAAUAUACCAAAUGUGAAUUCUGCAAAUAGUGCUAAUUUUAAUGCAAGUGAUCAUAAACCUGUUAUAAGGUCUACACACAACAGUCCAUUAAACCAAAUUUCUAGUCAGGAUGUGAAGCCUGGACCAACUCAAAUAGUGAAUAUCAAACACGAACGUGUUGGAUCCCCCCAGACAGGGGUGUUAGGUGUGAAACAGGAGACAGGUUCUCCAAGCUCAGGAUUCGGUGUUAAGCAGGAGCACCAUUUAGCAAUACAACCUGUGCCUGGUGCACCACACAAUGUGCCUCAACCAAACGUUCAGUUAGUGCAGGGAAAAGGACCAGUUGUUACAGGAAAUCCAAGUGUGAUUACAGUUAGGACACCUGGACAAACUCAUCCAUCUCAAGUUGUUAUGCAACCUCAAAUUAUUACAACACAAUCUUCUAGUUCACAGAUGCAUGUUGUGUCUGUGAGCGGGUGCACUGUUGCCACACGUCCAACAGGAACAGUUCAAAUGACCCAAGGCAAAAAUAUUAAUCCGCGAAUGACAACAGCAGCUUUUAGACCUCAGCAAAUUAGCAUUGCACCAAGGCCGGGAACAACGCAAAACACGAUUGCGCUGCCCCCUGGUGUUCAGAUACCUCCUGGAGCUCAGAUUGUACGGAAUGAGCAAGGACAGCUAGUGUUUGUCAUCCAGCAACCUCCAGCAACCAGUGCAACGGGGCACCGCAUGUAUGUUAGGCCUUCAAGUUCUCCUGGCCCUGUUCGCCCUCAACAGAUAGUGACAAUUCAGCCCCCCAACUCGGCCAUCGCGCAGCAGGGAAUCCCCCGACAGGUCCACCUCAGUACUGUCUCUACAGCUACCCCCGUACCCAGCCUGGUCCGCACGGCACCCCCAGGGACCGCCAUCCACACCACCGCGUCAGGUAGGAGGCCAACAAGUGCACCUCAACAGCCCCCUGACAAUGUCAAAAAAUGCAAGAAUUUCCUGUCUACUCUCAUUAAACUGGCUCAGAGUCAACCUCCACAAACUGUCAAAAAUGUCCGAGAGCUGAUCCAGGGCCUCAUUGAUGGAAAAGUGGAACCUCAAACAUUCACAGAGAAGUUGCAAAUAGAACUUCGAUCAUCACCUCAACCAUAUUUAGUGCCAUUCCUUAAGAAAAGUCUGCCAGCUUUGCGCCAAGCAUUAAUCGCCAACACCAUGACAAUAGAUGGUGUAAAGCCACCUCCCCUGGAGGUGCUACAUCCCGUGGCAUCCAUGGCAACUCAAUUCCACCCCCAAGUUCCUCAUCCGUCCAGUCAACAUGCAGCUGCCAGAGGCCAACACAUUAUUGGAAUUCCUAAAACCGUGACAGCAAUCUCGGGGAAAAGUCAGCACCUACCGGGAGUGGCAGGAGGGCCCUCACGGAGUUCUACCCCCCACAAAGAGAAAACCAAAUACGACUCUCUCAAGGACGAUGAUGAUAUUAACGAUGUGGCUACCAUGGGUGGUGUCAAUCUGUCAGAGGAGAGUAAGAACAUUUUGGCCAGUAACGCUGAUUUUAUUGGGACACAGAUUCGUUCUUGUAAAGACGAAGCUUUCCUGCAUCACGGACCUUUACUUAGCAGAAUUACAGCAAUAGCCAAGAAGCAUGGGAUAGAUGACAUUUCAUCUGAUGUUGCUAAUCUGGUCUCACAUGCAACACAAGAACGACUCCGAGAUCUGUUAGAGAAACUUGACACUAUAGCUGAACAUAGGAUAGAAAUAUAUAAGAUGAAUGAAAAGUUUGAGGCUUCAAAUGAUGCCAAAUCUCAGUUAAAGUUUCUCGAGGAACUAGAUAAACUAGAAAAGAAACGCCAUGACGAUCAGGAGUGGGAGAAAAUCAUGAAGGCUGCAAAGAGUCGGUCAAAAAAUGAAGACCCUGAGCAGCAGAAGAUAAAACAAAAAGCCAAAGAGUUACAACAGGCUGAGAUAGAGAGGAUGAGGCAGGAGGAGGCUAACCAGACAGCCCUGGCAGCUAUAGGACCCAGGAAGAAGAGGAAAACUGACUUUGGAGAGAUUAGUGCUACUGGAAGUGGAGGAUUUAAUGUUAGCAAUGGAGGCAGUUCUUCGUCUUCAAAAACACAGACUAGCACAAGGCAGAGAAUCAAAAGGGUGACAUUACGAGACGUUUUGUUCUUGAUGGAGCAGGAGCGCUCGCUGGGCAAAUCAACUCUCUUGUACAAAACAUUCCUCAAGUGACAGGACUCCUGAUUUAGACAGGUUCUAGACUUGAACAGUUGGUUGUUCAGCAUUUCUGUGGUGAAGUGUGUGAUGUAAUUCUGUAAACCCCAGCCACAUAUAUUUGUCCAAGUCUCCUCUAAUCUUGGAUAGACAGAAGUGUCAGAAAACUUCAAAUAUGUUGGUGACUGUGACAAAUACAGCUGAGAGAGAAAGAGAGAAGAGCUCUGCGCCCAAGAGGACAGGACUCCGUGAAAGACAGGAUCUGAGAAGGAAGUUUUCAUCAGUACGGGCGGAAUUUUUUUUUUUAGCUGUGGUACUUAUCGUAAAUGAAAACAACACAAGACAAGAAUUUCCUUGAGGGAAUGAUUUAAAGUGCUAGUGUAUGUUUGUGUUUAUAAGAAUGUGUGGACUGAUGGAUGGUAGACAAUUCUAGUAUUAUCUGUAUUAGUAUAAAAGAUCUGCUGAGUUUCAUUCACAUAUCCCAAGCUUUCCAUUCUUAAAAACCAGCAAGCUAAUACUCAUUUGUUAAAUGCAGUGUAAAUGGACAUGAUUUCAGAAGUGAAAUAUUUCUUAAUGAGACAAAUCUUUGUGUAGAUGCACAUUCAGUGUUCAGAUUUGUUCAGUGUUAAGGGUUUAUGAUUUGGAUUUAUUAGCCUUGUAUUUUAUGAUACAAUAUCCACACCAGAAUUUAAUGCAUAAAACUUGGCAAGAGCAUGUACAUAAUAAGUAUGGUAAAAAAAAUUAUUGUAAUGUUAAAAAUUCCAUGAGGAUGAUUUGUUUAUUAACCCUUUGUGUAAAAUGAAGAUGUCGCACAAUUCUUGAUAUAUUUUUUUUGUUUGGAAAGUAUUGUUGUGGUAAUUAUCUUGAUUUUGAACAAUACAUGUUGCUAAGCAAAUCAUCUACGAUGUAGGAUGAGAUUGCGGAUUAUAAACAUUCUACUUUUU
Molecule: messenger RNA, 3720 nt
Organism: Saccostrea cuccullata (small rock oyster)
Lineage: Eukaryota; Metazoa; Mollusca; Bivalvia; Ostreida; Ostreidae
Product: transcription initiation factor TFIID subunit 4-like
Exons: 14
Coding region: 32-2794 (920 amino acids)
Biological process (GO): transcription initiation at RNA polymerase II promoter; DNA-templated transcription
Cellular component (GO): transcription factor TFIID complex
Molecular function (GO): DNA binding; protein heterodimerization activity; RNA polymerase II general transcription initiation factor activity
Source: RefSeq, a predicted model, not a curated record